This is a messenger RNA of Agrilus planipennis (emerald ash borer), 1243 nucleotides long. RefSeq names its product rho GDP-dissociation inhibitor 1 (gene RhoGDI). Bases 173 to 772 code for a protein of 199 amino acids. The transcript is spliced from 5 exons. Gene Ontology annotation, cellular component: membrane; cytoplasm; cytosol. NCBI's taxonomy places the organism in Eukaryota, Metazoa, Arthropoda, Insecta, Coleoptera, Buprestidae. The record is from RefSeq and is a predicted model, not a curated record. Gene Ontology annotation, biological process: Rho protein signal transduction. Gene Ontology annotation, molecular function: Rho GDP-dissociation inhibitor activity; protein binding.
CAAAAACACAAAACCAUGACAGAAACACACCCACCCGCUGCGUUGAAUAGUUUGUGGAUUAAGUUUAUGGCAUACUAAAUUCUGGAUUUAGUCAAAAAAGUUUCUGAUUAUAUUAUAUAAGUUUCUGUUUAAAUUAGGUUUUAAAUAUUUUUUGUAUAGAUAACCAAUAGUAAUGUCCGAAAGCGAAGUUCACACACCUGAAGAUAUCGAACACGAAAUUGAAACAAACUAUAAACCACCCCCAGAAAAGACCAUUGAAGAAAUCCUUGCAGCAGAUCAAGAAGAUGAGAGUCUUAGGAAGUAUAAAGAAGCUUUGUUGGGAGAGGCACAAUCAGGAAAAAUUGUUGUAGAGCCAGAUGAUCCUAGAAAAGUUAUUGUCAAAAAGUUAGUGCUUGUGGUAGCAGGCAGACCUGAAGUGUCCUUAGAUCUUACUGGUGACUUAUCAAAGCUCAAAAAGGAAACAUUUACUAUAAAAGAAGGGGUAUCAUACAGAAUUCGCAUUGAAUUUAUUGUUCAAAGGGAAAUUGUUCAUGGAUUGAAGUAUGUACAGAAGACCUACAGAAUGGGUGUACCAGUGGACACAAUGACUCAUAUGGUCGGAUCAUAUGCACCAAAAACUGAGAUGCAGUCGUACACAACUCCUGCAGAGGACGCUCCUUCAGGAAUGAUGGCACGGGGAAAUUACACAGUUCAAUCGUUGUUUACAGACGACGAUAAAAACAAACAUCUGAAAUGGGAAUGGUCUUUUGAAAUCAAAAAGGACUGGAACUGAGAAAAGCACUUUUCUACCUCUUUUAUAAGAACAUACUUUAUCUCUACUCAAUAUCACGAAAAGAUAAUCAAGUAUUGAAAAGUAUAUUAUUUGUGUACCAAAUUCUAUACUUUCGUGAUGCUAAUUAUAUGGUGCAAUUAAGAUGAUAAAAGGAAGAAAUCAGUAAACUUGGUAUUUUUUUGUUAUGUAAUUAAUGAUUUAAGUUUUCAUUCGUCUAAGUCAAAAGUGUACCAGUGCAUUAAUUUUAUUGUUGAGAUAAUAGAUAAAUACAUUUUGCAUUUUGCCUUUGAAGCUAUUUUGGUAAAGUACUAUAUUGAUAAUUUUAAUUUUACGCUGCCCUGUAAUUUUAAUAGACAAUAUGUAAUUGUAAAAUAGUUUACAAUUAUUGUAAAAACGAGUGCAGGAUUGUGUUGUAUGUACGUACUGUUUACCAAAUAAAGUGCUUUUCUAAAAUAGUGAUGGAUAUUCAGA